AGGAUAUUCAAUAGAAAAUCAUGCCUAAGCUGAAAAUCAGCUCAAAAUCAGAAGCUCAAAAUCAAAAUUAAACUUUAACUAUGUAAAACUUUGAACAUUGUUCUGAUCAGUUUUGAUUUCAAGCAAUUAUUAAAAAUGCAAUAAACUCAAACUGUGUAGAAGCAGUUCCAUUUCUUUGAAAAUCAAUAUCAAGUUCGAAAAACAAGCAAAUAGCAACGCAAAAAAUGUUAACAACUCUCAUAGAAAAGAAGAAGAAACUUGAAGUAGUAAACAAAAUUAAUGAUCUGACAUUUAACUGUCGAGUAAAAAGCAUAGGAGAUGAUUUAAAUGCAAUUGCAUUAAAACUUAUAAGGGUUAAAGCUAGACUGGAUGUGAAAUUUUCACUUAAUUCAAUCAAAACAUUUAUGGACGUAUUUUAUGCCUCGUUACGUAAUUUAAUCACAUGAAAGGGAACGUUGAUGGAAUAAAAACAUUUUCUUUUGUGAAUAAACGAAAAAUUGUAAGGAGUGGAACAUAUGAAAGUAGAAGCUGAAUGGAGGGAGAUAAUCCGAAGUGGAUAACGCUUCCUUUAAAACUUACUUUUAUAAAAGUAGGAUUACAAACCUGAUUAAAUUAAAGUCCUUUUAUUAUUGUAUAAAAAAAUUUAUUCAAAGGUCGUAAAACGUCUUAAACCAAAGUAUUAAGGAAAAUUCGAGAGCCUGUGUCAUGACAGUGACAAAUCUAUGGUAACAAUGUUGUGGGAAACUCAUCCAUUGAUAAUCCUAUUGAUUUUAUUCCACUCUGUUAUUUUGUGGUUGGAUCGUAGGAGUGAAUUUUGUCGAUUUUGCACCUUCAUUUGCUUGCAACACUGCUGCGCAAAAAUUGUUUUACUUCAUACUAGUGUGCUGUAAACUAGAACUCCUUAAAAGUAUUGAAAAGAUUAUCAAACUUGAUUGCUUUGACUACCAAUCUAAAUAACCACUAUGGUAACAUCAUAUAAUAGACUCAUUGUUAAGCUCCUGUUAUAUGAUCAAUUGUCUUUUUCGAGUGGAAAGCUCUCGUAAGAAAGAGUAUCAAAGAAAUUAUCAAUUACAGACAGCAAAACUUAAUUGUUAAUGAUUGCGAACCAAAGAAUAAGAGGAUGAAGAAACACGUCAGUUUUAAAUACGUUUGUUUAAGAAGUUUCUAAUUAAAUGAUAAAAUUACUAAGUAGAUGACUAAAUCAUAUCGGAUGUAAAAAGAGAAAUAUCACAUUUAAAAAAAAACACAAUAAAACUUGAAUGUUAACAAUCCACUAGCAUGAUAAUCUUUAAUUGAUAAUAUAAAGCAAGUAUCGAACUAUGACUAAUAUUAUAAUUAAUAUAUUUUGAUGCUAUUUCAAGCAGCAAUAGAAUUACAAAAUGAUGAAUAAAAUUCAUACAGAAUUAAUCGUUACUUUAAAGCAUAAAAGCACUUAGAUGAUAAAUAAGUGGGUUUAGGGAAACGACUAUGUUAUGCAUAAAUACUUUUUUAACUAAAAAGAAAGUACUCAAUGUUAAAUAUUUUUCUAAAUAGAAGUUUAAUCUGUUGAAUAAAAGGAAAUGAGGAAAAAUUAAAAGAGAUAUCUUUACUUACAUACAUAAAUUGCUGUACUUUAUACUUGAGAAAAACAUCUCAUUUAAAAGUAAACAUAUUUAAACAGAGACAAACAGAGAUUGUAUGAUUUAAAGCGGAAUUAUUCCUGUAUAAUAUGAUGAUAAUAAGCAUAAGUGCAAUUCAUCGUGUGCCAAUGGAUUUAAAUCCUUAAAAACAUAAUCUGGUAAAAAAUAUGUCAUUUACUUUCUUAAGAAAAUUGAUACCAGAACAAUACAAAAAUAUUCUACGUACUGUCAUGACAAUAUCAUUGAUUCCUCCUCAGUGAAGAAAUUCACCAGAAAUUUUUGAAAUUAAACCUUUGGCACACAUUGAAAUGCAUUAAAGUGGAAAGAAAUAUCUUUACAUCCUUGAUUGCAUAACACUAAAUAAUUUUGUUAAUUCCUUAUCGUUCAUCAAUAAAAUUCUCAUUCCACUAGUAACACGAGACGAGAAGUAACAAUAAAAUGUAAUAAAAAUAAUUUUGAAAAUUUUCUCAUAAUUUUUUCUAUUGCAAAAUGUCAUCAAAUGAUUUGUAAAUAAAUUGACAAUAUCAAACUUUAGGGGAAGCAAACAAUAUAAUAAUAUCAUAGAAAAGAAGAAAAAUAUCUAUUUAACAUAUUAAGUCCAAUUUCUUGUGAAUGUUGUCAAAUGUUGUAAACUUUUCAUGAUACAAAAAGAUUUAACAAUACCUACUUGUUGAUGUCAUAAAAUGCUGCUACUACCAAAAUAAAGUCAUAACAAUAACGAUAACAAAAUUGAAUUAACAAACAAAAUUAAAAAAUAUGAAAAUAUAAAGUGAAAUGUUUUGUAAAAAAAAGACCCAAAAUUUAUUUUCAUGUUGAGAGUUGUACAAAAUAAAUUUUGAGAAACUUAAGAAUGAGAACGAUGACAAAAAAAGUAAAAUGAGAUUGAAGUUGUGUUGUAAUGUAUUUUGGAGGUUCUGAAGAGAAAAUAAAAUUUAAAAGGUAUCAUAAAGUGAAAGCAUUAAUCUUCAAUUUUUUGUUUAUCAUACAUUUUUAUUGUUUUAUUUAUAUUCCGU
Messenger RNA from Chironomus riparius, 2632 nucleotides. Lineage: Eukaryota; Metazoa; Arthropoda; Insecta; Diptera; Chironomidae. The record is from the annotation of a GenBank genome assembly.